UGGAUGACAACAUUAGGCCGCGACGCGCUCCUGGCUGGGCGGCGGUGAUAGCGGCAGCCGGAGCGUCUGUAGCGUUAGCUUUGGUCGUGGCAGUAGGUGCCGCCGGUAGCGGGCCGACGGAGGCGAGGAGGGGCCCGCUCUGGCCCGGGGACUGCAGGGCCGGAGUUCCCGCCGCGCUGGUCCGCUGAGCCCCGCGGCAGCUGCACGGCGCCCUCGGGCUCCUGCUGCCCGGAGAGAAGUUGGGGUCCGGCGGGACGCGUGGAGGGCCCGGCUCCCGGCGCCGCCCGCAUCCCCGAGGAGCCGACUCCCAGCGCAGCGCCUCUCGGGGGCUACACACCAGGUUUCCAGACAUACAGGAUGGCUAAACACUAAUGGGAAGAGAGGCAUAAAGAAAUCUAUCUUCUUCCAUUAUGGAGGCAGGUUUAACAGAUGGAGAACCUGACCAAACUUUGCUUCUUGGUGAUAGCAAAGAUAUCCUUGGGCCAGCAACUGCUGUAGCAAACAGUGACGAAUCUCAGCUUCUGCUGACACCAGGAAAGAUGAGUCAGCGCCAAGGCAAAGAAGCUUCUCCGACACCAACUAAAGAUUUGCAUCCACCAUCUCUCAGUCCAGCAAGUCCUCACAGCCAGGGUUUUGAAAGGGGGAGGGAAGAUAUUUCUCAAAACAGAGAUGAGUCUUCACUUUCUAUGUCAAAGAGCAAGUCUGAAUCUAAACUUUAUAAUGGCUCAGAAAAAGACAGUUCAGCAUCAAGUAAGCUCACAAAAAAAGAAUCUCUUAAGGUGCAAAAGAAAAAUUACCGAGAAGAAAAGAAAAGAGCCACGAAGGAGUUGCUCAGUACAAUCACAGAUCCUUCUGUUAUUGUUAUGGCAGAUUGGUUGAAGAUUCGUGGUACUCUAAAGAGCUGGACCAAGUUGUGGUGUGUGUUGAAACCUGGGGUAUUACUGAUCUAUAAAACCCAAAAGAAUGGCCAGUGGGUUGGAACUGUUCUGCUGAAUGCCUGUGAAAUCAUUGAGCGACCAUCAAAAAAGGAUGGCUUUUGUUUCAAACUUUUCCAUCCUCUGGAGCAGUCUAUUUGGGCAGUGAAGGGCCCAAAAGGUGAAGCAGUUGGAUCUAUAACUCAGCCCUUACCCAGCAGUUACUUGAUCAUUCGAGCUACUUCAGAAUCAGAUGGAAGGUGCUGGAUGGAUGCUUUGGAAUUGGCUUUGAAAUGUUCUAGUCUUCUCAAACGUACAAUGAUCAGGGAAGGAAAAGAACAUGACCUGAGCAUCUCAUCAGAUAACACUCAUGUGACUUUGUAUGGCUUAUUACGUGCUAACAAUCUCCACAGUGGCGACAACUUCCAGUUAAACGACAGUGAAAUUGAACGACAGCAUUUUAAGGACCAAGAUAUGUAUUCUGAUAAAUCUGAUAAAGAAAAUGAUCAAGAACAUGAUGAAUCAGAUAAUGAGGUGAUGGGGAAAAGUGAAGAAAGUGAUAGUGAUACAUCGGAAAGGCAGGAUGACUCAUACAUCGAACCCGAGCCUGUCGAGCCUUUGAAGGGUACCACGUACACUGAACAGAGCCACGAGGAGCUAGGAGAGGCAGGUGAGGCUUCUCAAACAGAAACUGUGUCUGAAGAAAACAAAAGCCUUAUCUGGACAUUGCUGAAACAAGUCCGUCCAGGAAUGGACUUGUCCAGGGUUGUUCUGCCUACAUUUAUUUUGGAACCUCGUUCUUUUCUGGAUAAACUUUCAGAUUACUACUAUCAUGCAGACUUCCUAUCUGAGGCUGCUCUUGAAGAAAAUCCUUAUUUCCGUUUGAAGAAAGUAGUUAAGUGGUAUUUGUCUGGAUUCUAUAAAAAGCCAAAGGGACUGAAGAAACCUUAUAACCCCAUACUUGGUGAGACUUUCCGUUGUUUAUGGAUUCAUCCCAGAACAAACAGCAAGACAUUUUAUAUUGCUGAACAGGUGUCUCAUCAUCCACCAAUAUCUGCCUUUUAUGUUAGUAACCGAAAAGACGGAUUUUGCCUUAGUGGUAGCAUCCUGGCCAAGUCCAAGUUUUAUGGAAACUCAUUAUCUGCAAUACUAGAAGGAGAAGCACGGUUAACAUUCUUGAAUAGAGGCGAAGACUAUGUAAUGACGAUGCCAUAUGCUCAUUGUAAAGGAAUUCUUUAUGGCACAAUGACACUGGAGCUUGGUGGAAUAGUCAAUAUUACAUGUCAAAAAACUGGAUACAGUGCAAUACUUGAAUUUAAACUAAAGCCAUUUUUAGGGAGUAGUGAUUGUGUUAAUCAAAUAUCAGGGAAACUUAAAUUGGGAAAAGAAGUCCUAGCUACUUUGGAAGGCCAUUGGGAUAGUGAAGUUUUUAUUAAUGACAAAAAGACCGAUAACUCAGAGGUUUUCUGGAACCCAACACCUGACAUUAAGCAAUGGAGGUUAAUAAGGCACACUGUCAAAUUUGAAGAGCAAGAUGAUUUUGAGUCAGAGAAACUCUGGCAACGAGUAACUCGAGCCAUAAAUGCCAAAGACCAAACUGAAGCUACUCAAGAGAAAUACGUUUUAGAAGAAGCUCAAAGACAAGCUGCCAGAGAUCGGAAAACAAAAAACGAGGAGUGGGCUUGCAAGUUAUUUGAAUCAGACCCACUCACAGGAGAAUGGCAUUACAAAUUUUCAGAUACUCGACCAUGGGACCCACUUAAUGAUAUGAUACAGUUUGAAAAAGAUGGUGUUAUCCAGACCAAAGUUAAACAUCGCACUCCAAUGGUUAGUGUCCCCAAAAUAAAACAUAAGCCACCAAGGCAACAGAAGAAAGUGGCAAAAGGCUAUUCGUCCCCAGAACCUGAUAUCCAGGACUCAUCUGGAAGUGAAGCUCAAUCUAUAAAGCCAAAUACACGAAGAAAGAAAGGGAUAGAAUUGGGAGACAUUCAGAGUUCCAUUGAAUCUAUAAAACAAACACAGGAAGAAAUUAAAAGGAAUAUUAUGGCUCUUCGAAAUCAUUUGGUUUCAAGCACACCUGCAACAGAUUAUUUUCUGCAGCAAAAAGACUACUUCAUCAUUUUUCUCCUGAUUUUACUUCAAGUGACAAUAAACUUCAUGUUCAAGUAGAAGUUCUCCACAGUUAGGUCAAUGAACUAGAAAGAUCAAAUUUGGCCUGGGACCAGUGUUCAAGCUGGUUUGGUCCUGUUAAAAUAUCACAAUAUUUCUAAAACAAGAAAUUAAGGAAUAAAUGUAGUGGUGUCUACCUUUCAUAUCUUUUAUCUUUAACCUGAAACAAGAGCUAUCCAAUCUUGUUAAAGUGAGCUACGUGUGAAGUGCCAGGACAUUUUUAGCUUUUGUGAGAAUGUGUCUACAUGUGAGUAUAGUAAAUCCACGUGUAUACACAGUGUCUCUAACGUACUCUUACCUGAUAGUAGUCUUUGUAUUCUAUAGUAUGUUCUAGGAUAGAAUGUUAGCAUUGUU
Molecule: messenger RNA, 3437 nt
Organism: Octodon degus (degu)
Lineage: Eukaryota; Metazoa; Chordata; Mammalia; Rodentia; Octodontidae
Gene: Osbpl8
Product: oxysterol binding protein like 8
Exons: 24
Coding region: 411-3083 (890 amino acids)
Cellular component (GO): cytosol; intracellular membrane-bounded organelle; membrane
Molecular function (GO): cholesterol binding
Source: RefSeq, a predicted model, not a curated record